This is a messenger RNA of Dimorphilus gyrociliatus, 2193 nucleotides long. The record is from the annotation of a GenBank genome assembly. Lineage: Eukaryota; Metazoa; Annelida; Polychaeta; Dinophilidae.
AAGUUUCAUGGCAUUGCGCAUGCGCAAUGUUGUUUUGUUGAUUUGAUAACCGAAUAUACUCAUAUAGAUAACAAAAUAUGAUGCUUAUAUGACACCUAAUAAUUGCAGCUUCUCGCCAUAACAUCAACAGAUCAUGAUGGAGGCAAUAUGGAACUUACAGUUCGAUGGAAUGACGCUUGUCUUCUAUUUCAUUGUUACUAUUUUAAGCUUGACUUUCUUAUGGUACUUUGUUAUUUUGCCGCCCAGAAUAAGAAAGCAUCUUGAUAAAUUGCCAGGGCCGAUUAGCGUCCCUUUUCUGGGCUGUACCUGGGACUUUAAGUGGGAGCAUUCAGCUUUCUAUAAGCAAAUAAAGGAGAAAGCCGAAAAUUUUCGUGAUUCUGGCAUAAUAAGACUCUGGAUAGGUCAUGUGCCCUAUGUGAUAAUUUUCCAGGCAGAUUACGUUGAAAAGUUAUUAUCCAGCUCGAGAUUAAUUACAAAAUCGGAUGAUUACAGCUAUCUGUUACCAUGGCUAGGUACAGGAUUAUUAACAUCCACUGGUAGGAAAUGGCACGAACGUAGGAAAUUACUGACACCAACCUUUCAUUUCCGAAUACUCCAAGAUUUUGUAGAAGUUUUUAAUGAGCAAGCUGAAAUAAUAAUAGAAAAGUUGAAGAGCAGUGCAGAUACAGGAAAAUCUGUGGAUAUUUUCAAGCAAAUGGGUUUAUGCGCUCUGGAUAUCAUUUGUGAAACUGCCAUGGGGAAAAAUGUUAAUGCCCAGCAUCACGAGAAUUCUGAUUAUGUAAAAGCCGUGUCAGAUACUUGUAAAAUUGUUCAUAGGCGUCAAAAGUUUCCAUUUUUAUGGCCUGAUGCUAUUUUCAAUGCAUUAUCUUACGGUAAAAUAUUCAGAAAAAGUGUAAAAAUCCUUCAUGAUUUCACUACAAAUGUAAUUAAAGAACGAAAGAAAGAUCUCAUAGAUCGCUUUGGCCCAAAUCUAAAAGAGCUUGAUUAUGAGCAGAUAUCAAGCAACGGAAAGAAAAGGUUGGCUUUCCUCGACCUUCUUUUGUGCUCUGAGGGCUUGCAAGAGGAAGAUAUUAGAGAGGAAGUUGAUACUUUUAUGUUUGAGGGGCAUGACACAACCGCCGCAGCCAUGACUUGGGUUUGUUAUCUUUUGUGUAAGCAUCCCGAGAUUCAGGAGAAAGUUCACGAGGAACUUGAUGCUAUAUUUGGCCAAAGUCCCAGGUCUGCUACGUCAGACGAUAUAAGAGAGAUGAAAUACUUGGAGUGUGUCAUCAAGGAGUCAUUAAGAUUGUUUCCUUCUGUACCGAUUUUUGGACGAAUACUAACUGAUAAUUGUCAAUUUGGGGAUUAUCUUGUACCUAAAGGAACAACAGCUUUGGUCGUUGUCCCUAUUUUGCAUACUAAUGAACAUCAAUUCCCUGAUCCGAAAACGUUUAAUCCAAGUCGAUUCUUGUCGGAAAGUGCGACCUCAAGGCACCCGUACGCUUAUGUUCCAUUUUCGGCUGGUCCGAGAAAUUGCAUUGGGCAGAAGUUUGCCAUGAUGGAAGAAAAGGUUGUUCUUAGUUCAAUUUUAAGAAGAUUUAAACUAGAACUGGCUAGAGAUGACGUUGAACCGAGCGCCGAACUCAUCUUAAGACCAGCUGAUGGAGUUCACAUAAAACUAAACUAUAGAAAUUAGAGACAGUUUUAAAUUAAGACUGAGUUUGUCACAUGAUAAUUUUUUGGCAAGAUAUAAUCUCUAUGUCCUAUUUUAAGGCACUAUUUUAAUGUUUUAAAGUAGAAUAAUUUCUUUAAUUAAAAAUACUAAAAUUUUAUUCAGUUUACUUAGAUUUCCUCAUAAAAUCACUAAGGGGAAAAGCUUUUAAUAAAUAUUGAUAGAUUUCCUAUUUAAAUCCUAUAGCUCAAUGUCUGUUAUAGAUUCUUACACUGAAUUUUUGUUGACAUUAUUAGGAAAAAGCAAUAAGAAGUAAUAAUAAUAAAUCACGUAAAGGAAGGUCUCAGUUUUCUGUUUUGUUCUAGAAAGAAAAAUAAGACUUUUUCUAUUUAGGUUUUUGCUUCUCUUUUAUAUCUCAAUUAGUUUAGAAAGUAUUAUUUACACUCAUUCAUUUCCAGGUAAUAAGAAGUAAUGUUAUUGAUAAGCAUUUUCUAUAUUUUCUAUCUAUUCUAUAUAGAUUGUAAGAGUGUUUUAGAGAUAUG